Molecule: messenger RNA, 1202 nt
Organism: Ilyonectria robusta
Lineage: Eukaryota; Fungi; Ascomycota; Sordariomycetes; Hypocreales; Nectriaceae
Product: S-adenosyl-L-methionine-dependent methyltransferase
Exons: 1
Coding region: 119-1021 (300 amino acids)
Biological process (GO): ergosterol biosynthetic process
Cellular component (GO): endoplasmic reticulum
Molecular function (GO): sterol 24-C-methyltransferase activity
Source: RefSeq, a predicted model, not a curated record
AACAGCUCCGACACCAAGGCAGACUUUCCUCCAGACAACGACACGACUACAAAUUCAUUCCCCUCUCGACCUGCGGGUUUCUCCCUAGCACCUGCGAUCUCGAGUCAAACUUGCGAAAAUGGCGUCCGAUACUGAGUCUGAGCCAUCGAUCAACAACAACCCCCAACUUCAAUCCUACUACCUCUCGCUCGAAUCACGAAUCGGAUAUCGAUUGUUCCUUGGUGGCACUCGCCACUUUGGCUACUACGAGAAUGAUACAUACUGGCCCUUUCCCAUCGGCCGCGCCCUAGCCGCGAUGGAGGAUAAGUUGGCGGAGUCCCUCGGCCUUCCCUCGGGCUCCGAUGUCCUGGAUGCCGGAUGUGGCGUGGGCCAUGUCGCAUUGCAUCUCGCAAAGCAGUACGGAUAUCGCAUCCAAGGCAUUGACGUCGUAGCCCAUCAUGUGGAAAAGGCGAAGAGGAAUUUCGCUCGCUCUGGUCUUCCCGACGGUCAGGUCUCGGUACGCAUGAUGGAUUAUCACAAUUUGAAAAAGCUGGACACGGAGUCAUUCGACGGCAUUUACACCAUGGAAACGUUUGUGCAUGCCACAGACCCUCAAGCUGUUCUUGCUGGCUUCCACCGUCUUCUUCGUCCGGGUGGCCGUAUAUCACUCUUCGAAUACGACCAUGAAUUGAUUGAUGGUUCGCCCGAUGAGAUGGCACAGGCAAUGCGGAAAAUCAACAAAUAUGCCGCCAUGCCGACAAAUGAAGUUUCUCAUCCCGGCACUUUCCAAACCAUGCUCGAGGAAGCCGGGUUUACAGAUGUGGUUGUCCGAGAUUACUCUGACAACAUUAAGCCUAUGACAAGGCUGUUCUUCUUGGUCGCUUACAUCCCCUACAUCAUAAUUACCUUCCUUCAUCUGGAACGGUAUUUCAUCAACACCGUCGCGGGGGUACAGUCGUACCGAGGACACGGGCAUUGGCAUUACAUUGCUAUCUCAGCAACGAAACCCGGUGACUCGAUUGAGGAUGCCAAGACACGGUGAUUUGAUGGGGGUCGCUAAGACUCGAUGAGUCCUUAGGACGGGAGUCCUUCAGGUCAGUGGGUAUCUGCAUCUUCAGCCUAUUGGCAAUGCGACUGUAGAGGUCAGGUGCUCGUGUAGAGCAUUGGAGUUGUAUCUUAAGUAGGGUAGCACUGGGUCUAUGAAUACCAUUUCAUGAAAGUAA